This is a messenger RNA of Cicer arietinum (chickpea), 1273 nucleotides long. Its product is annotated as agamous-like MADS-box protein MADS2. Gene Ontology annotation, molecular function: protein dimerization activity; DNA-binding transcription factor activity; RNA polymerase II transcription regulatory region sequence-specific DNA binding. Gene Ontology annotation, cellular component: nucleus. The record is from RefSeq and is a predicted model, not a curated record. Gene Ontology annotation, biological process: positive regulation of transcription by RNA polymerase II. NCBI's taxonomy places the organism in Eukaryota, Viridiplantae, Streptophyta, Magnoliopsida, Fabales, Fabaceae.
GAUAUAAUAAAAAAGCAAAGUCAUUGAGCUGAACAUACUAGAUGUAUUAGUGUGUUUUCUCUUUCUAAUUCUCUCUCAAGUUUCUCUCUCUAGGGUUUCAAUUUUUUUCGAUUAUAUAUGUAAAAAAAGUUUCUAUUGUCUUUCACAAAUUUGGUACUGACCUAGAAAAGAAGAAUUGAAGAGGAAGAUAGAAUUAAAAUAGAGAUUGUAGUUAUAGAAGAAAAAAAAAAGAAUUAAAUAAUAAAAAGGAAAUAUAUUUUUGGUAUUGAGUGAGAAAUUGUUUGAAUAUGGGAAGGGGAAGAGUGGAAUUGAAAAGGAUAGAGAAUAAGAUAAACAGACAAGUUACAUUUGCAAAGAGAAGAAAUGGACUUUUGAAGAAAGCUUAUGAGUUAUCAGUUCUUUGUGAUGCUGAAGUUGCUCUUAUUAUCUUCUCCAACAGAGGCAAGCUUUAUGAGUUUUGUAGCAGUCCUAGCAUGCUCAAAACACUUGAAAGGUACCAAAAGUGUAGCUAUGGUGCAGUAGAAGUCAACAAACCUGCCAAAGAGCUUGAGCAGAGCAGUUACCGUGAGUACUUGAAGCUGAAAGCAAGAUUUGAAUCUCUUCAAAGGACCCAGAGAAACCUUCUAGGUGAAGACUUGGGUCCAUUAGGUACCAAAGAUCUUGAACAACUUGAACACCAACUUGAUUCAUCUCUCAAGCAAGUUAGGUCUACAAAGACCCAAUUCAUGCUGGACCAAUUAGCUGAUCUUCAAAAUAAGGAGCAUAUGUUGGUUGAUGCAAAUAGAUCUUUGAAUAUGAAGCUGGAAGAAAUCAAUUCAAGAAACCAGUAUAGGCAAACAUGGGAAGCUGGUGAUCAAAGUAUGGCAUAUGGUACUCAAAAUCCUCACUCACAAAGCUUCUUCCAGCCUUUGGAUUGCAAUCCUACAUUGCAGAUAGGAAGUGAUUACAGGUACAGUCCUGUAGCAUCAGAUCAGCUAACUGCAACAACUCAAGCUCAACAGGUCAAUGGAUUUAUUCCUGGAUGGAUGCUUUGAGACUUAAAGCUCAGUUUUUCUUUGGCUGCAUAAAAGAAAACACUUUAGGCCAAAGACAAGAAAAAGAAAAUUUGUUACUUGGUUUUGACAAUGUGUAAAUGUUGAAUUUGCUUCUUUCUGUUUACUUGUCUUGGUAUAAAAAAAACAGCAUUGACUGACUUAAAAAAACUAUUGAAACUUUUAGCCAUAGACGUAUUUAUAUGGCAUUUUAUAUAAGAUGGUUUUUAGUAUUUUGAAUA